AUGCAUUCGACAGGCCGUGCAGCGAGCGUGGUGCAACCUCCCGGCAAAUUACAACUGGGACAUCUGCACGCAGCAGAACUACGCGGCGAGCGAGGGGGCGAUCAUCCCUGGAAAGCUAGAAGGCCGGCGAUGUCGGGCGAUUGGGCUGUCAUUGCAGCAAUCACGUCACUAAAUCACGUCAGCGAGCCAACCCCACCCAUGCUGGCAGGAGCCCGAAAGCUUGUCGACAGCUCGUAUCACGGCUAUUACACCCCGGAGAGGCAGCGUUUUCAGGAUGACCUUGUCACCGAUCUUGUUGAAAACAAUGGUCGGUCACAGCAGGCACCCGUUCUGUUGCCCCUUGGAUGCGCUGAGGUACUGGGCAGGUUGUUGUCUUCGCCAAGAUGCCCAAGGUUUACUGCGGGAGCCAUGGGCGUGGGCAAAACCUUUGUGCUCCACUGGCUCCGGGACAAGGGCAUUUUGCCCGUCUCUGAUUUUGUCAGAAUCAACCCUGACAAGCUGGCCAAGCAACUUCCGGAGUGGGCGCGGUUAAGAUAUGAUGCCUACGACCACUCCAGCGCUGCAGUGAUGACUCGGUUGGAGGCCGGCUACCUCAGCGAGCUCACUUUACUUUAUGCCCUCCAGCAGAGGCGCAAUAUCUUGGUUGACAGCUCCCUACGGCACGGCAAGUGGUACUCCCGAGUCCUGCAAAAGAUCCGUGAGAAGCUGCCGGAUGUGUCCGUCGUCCUCAUGUACAUCCAUGCGUGCGAGGAAACGGUGUUUCAGAGGGCAGUCGAACGAGGGCACAACGGUCGCGCAGUGAGUCAUGCAGAAGUCGCCGACUCCUUGGAAAAGCUUCCGCGGGCUCUUCAGAAACUUCUUCCUUAUACGGACUCCUUCAUCCAGGUGAACAACAACUUCGACGAGCCUCAGGUAACAUCCGUUUGUCAGCAGGUGCGAGACGAAGAAGGCUCCUCGUGUCAAGUGUCAGAAGACAUCGAGUCCAUGGGCGAGGUGGGCUGGUCCGGUGUGGCAAGUGUGCUGCAGCAGGCGACUACCGGCCCGCCUGCAGAACCGCUAGCCGAGCCGCCGGCCAUUCUUCCAGCUUCCGGCUCCUCCCUGCCCCAGCCCAUGAGCACCCUCUUCCACACCAUCGCCUUUGCUGCCACGAAGCAUCAGAACCAGACUCGCAAAAACCCACAGCAGACGCCCUACAUCAACCACCCCCUGGCCGUUGCUCGCAUUCUUGCCGAAGUGGGCAUCCGUGAUUUGCCUACGCUGCAAGCGGCGCUCUUGCACGACACGCUGGAGGACACCGAUACCAGUGCUGCCGAGCUCUCCGCUACUUUUGGCGAGCAGGUCCGGGAGCUAGUGACGUCGCUGACCGAUGACGACAGCUUGCGACCGGUCCACAGAAAGCUGGUGCAGCUGCGAGGUGCUACAACUUUGCCCCCGAAGGCGAAGCUUGUACGCAUCGCAGACAAGCUGCACAAUGUGUGGGAUCUCGUCCAUCAUGGCAUCCCAUCCUGGCCCAAGGACAUAGGAGUGCACUUCCAGACCUGCAUGCCGCUGCCUGGCUCCAGAAUCUUGGCUCUGGAAACUUUACUCGCCGUCGUGACCUCCGCAGACGCCAUGACUUCGCAAGGGAAGAUCACCUAUACCUACACCGAUGAGGCACCAAUGUUGGCGACCCACGCCUUGUAUCCCAUAAUCAAGGCAUUCUGCUCCCAAGCCGGCGUCGAGAUGGAGUUGAAGGACAUCUCCGUUGCCGGGCGCGUUCUCGCUCUGUUCCCAGAGAGGCUCCAGGAGGAUCAGCGCACUGGCGACUUCCUGGCAGAGCUCGGCCGCCUAGCACAGAGUGGCCAGGCGAACAUCAUCAAGCUGCCCAACGUGAGUGCCUCCGUGCCACAGCUGAAGGAGUGCAUCGCUGAGCUGCAAGGCCAGGGCUUUGCCAUUCCCGGCUACCCGGAAGAUCCCAAGGACGAUGAGCAGAAGGAGAUCAAGGCCCGCUAUGCCAAGGUCCUCGGCAGCGCUGUGAACCCUGUGCUCCGUGAGGGCAACUCUGACCGCCGGGCUGCCGUGCCAGUGAAGGAGUAUGCCUUCAAGUACCCGCACUCCAUGGGGACUUGGGCCAAAGAUUCCAAAACACACGUUGCAUCAAUGUCCGACGGAGAUUUCUAUGCACACGAGAAGUCGGUGACGAUUGCCGAGGCCUGUGAGGCUCGUAUCGAGAUGGUGGCCGAGUCCGGCGAGGUCACAGUGCUGAAAGAGAAGAUCUCCUUGCAGCAGGGCGAGAUUUUGGACGCGAGCUUCAUGAACUGCUCCAUGCUUCGCGAAUUCUUUGAAGCCCAGAUCGCCGAUGCGCGGGAGAAGGAUGUGCUGUUCUCGCUGCAUUUGAAAGCCACAAUGAUGAAGAUCUCAGAUCCCAUCAUGUUCGGGCACUGUGUCAAGGCUUACUUCAAGGACGUCUUUUCAAAGCAUGCCCAGACUUUCGAGAAGCUAGGCGUCAACGCAAACAACGGGCUCGGCGAUGUGUACAAGAAGAUCGCGGGCCUUCCCGAGGCGGAGAAGGCGGUAAUCGAGGCGGACAUCAUGGCCACCUAUGCAAAGCAGGGGAAGAUGGCGAUGGUAGAUUCCCACAGAGGUAUCACAAAUCUCCAUGUUCCGAGUGACAUCAUCAUCGAUAACUCCAUGCCCACUGCCAUUCGUGCGGGUGGCAAGAUGUGGAACAAGGACGACAAAGAGGAGGAUUUCAAAGCAUGCAUUCCAGACCGAAGCUAUGCAGGAGCUUCGCAGAGUGCAUUGAGUUCUGCAAGAAGAACGGCGGAAGAGUAUGGCUCCCACCCGACAACCUUUGAGGCACCAUGCUCCGGCACCAUCCGCAUCGUCGUCAACGAUGCCAGCAACAAAGUGCUUCUGGGACAUCGCCUGCAGAAGGGGGACAUCUGGCGCUCCUGCCAGACCAAGGAUGCCCCGAUCAAGGACUGGGUGAAGCUUGCAGUUCGCCGAUGCCAGGCCAACGACUUCCCGGGGAACGAGAAGCCCUGCAAGGCGAUCUUCUGGCUGGAUCCUGCCCGGGCCCACGACUGCCAGAUCAUGGACAAGGUGCACAAGUACCUCCCGGAAGUCAGGACGGACGGCUUAGACUUGGACAUUGAGAUCAUGUCGCCGCAGCAGGCCAUGCGAGUAACUUGCGAGCGGGCCAAGCAGGGAUUGAACACCAUCACUGUGACUGGCAAUGUCCUCCGUGACUACCUCACGGACCUCUUCCCAAUCCUGGAACUCGGGACAAGUGCCAAGAUGCUUUCGGUGGUGCCUAUGCUAGCAGGUGGGGGCAUGUAUGAGACGGGAGCAGGCGGCUCUGCCCCCAAGCACGUCCAGCAGUUCACAAAAGAGAACCACCUUCGCUGGGAUUCUUUGGGCGAGUACUUGGCGCUCACCUGCUCCAUCGAAGAUCUUGCGAAGGACACAGGAAACAAGGCGGCCGCAAAUUUGGCUGCAGCACUUAGUCGUGCAGUUGGCCGCUUCCUGGAUGCCAACAAGAACCCCUCCCGCAAGGUCAAAGAGAUCGACAACCGCGGGAGCCAUUACUGGGUCGCACGCUACUGGGCUGAGGAGUUGGCCUUACAGGGCGAGGACCAGCGCCUAAAGGAUACAUUCUCGGGAAUGGCCGCAGAGCUCAAAGAGAAGGAAGCUGCCAUCCUCUCCGACAUGAUCGAGUGCCAGGGAAAGACUGUUGACAUUGGUGGCUACUACCACGUUGAGAAGGCCAAGGCCGACGUGGCAAUGAAUCCCAGCGCCACUUUCAACGGCAUCAUCGCUCGCCUGGCUCAGGGUCCAGACGCCAGGUGUGGUGUUGCUCACAUGCUCCCGACGGAGGCCAUUGAUUUGUCGGAAGAUGGAGCGCACCGAGCGGUACAUCGCCUGGGCAGCUUGGCAGCUAACUUGUCGCUGUUCGCCUGUGAGAUGGUGGCAGCCUUGAAGGGGACUCAUGCAGCCCCUCGUCUUUACUGGCCACAGGUGAAGGUGAUCUAUGUUUUUGCUCUCAGCGAGGCUCUGGAGGAACGAUUCCACACCGAAGUUUCGCUACCCGCUGGCUACGAGUUGGGCGACUGGGAGCGCUUCGCACAAGAGCAGCUGAGGCACACAGAAGCCUGGGAGCACGUGCAUGUUCAGGACGAGGUCACGGAACAAGUGCACACGCCAGAGCUCGACGAACAGCGGGCGGUGCUGUCUCUUUUGAAGGCCGCAGAGUAUGUCGCAAGUCAGAACGGCUCACAACUCAUCGACAGUGUGAAGUUUGCUCUGCUCCUGACAGAGUACGGCAUCAAAGACCCGGAGACGCUCAAGGCAGGGCUGCUACUCGGAACUGCUAAUGGUCACGACCGAGUGAUUGCGAAGGAAUUCGGAAACGAGGUGGCAUCCAUACUCCGGGGCCUGGAUGCUCCAUUCCCCUCUGUUGCAAGCAGUGCCAAGGCCAAUCGGAUCCGUCUGGGUAAGCACUUGCACGAGCUACGGAAGCUCCAGUGGGGCACACUCUCUUCGCCGGAGGAUAUUGAAGAGUUCCGCACCCUGUUGGAAAGAACACGGAGUGUUCGAAAGAUUCUUUCCGGCAGCCACCCGCCUUUGGAGGAGGCUUUGGAUGAUGUCUUCGGUGGCCAGGUUCGGCUGGCCAGUGGCGAGUUGACACCCGCAAGCCUGGAAUCCGUAGAAGACGCGGAGUUCUGGCACUGA
Molecule: messenger RNA, 4713 nt
Organism: Symbiodinium sp. CCMP2592
Lineage: Eukaryota; Dinophyceae; Suessiales; Symbiodiniaceae
Source: the annotation of a GenBank genome assembly